AUGGGUCCACCUCGCCGAAAGAUGCUGGCUACAGCAGAGGGAACCUUGACCCCUCCAGACGAGCUAUCUGACACUCAGCAGAUCGUGAAAGCAAUCAAAGCCACCGGAAACAACAUCUACUUGAUCGAACAGGCAGACAAGAAGCAGAUGCUGGUCGAAUUGCCUGCGCGUUUCCGUUCGGCCAUCUGGAUCAAGCGCAGCUCGUACGUCGUGGUCGACACCAAGGGUCAGGAGGAGCGGGACAAUAAAAUUGGAGGGGAAAUUGUCAACAUCGUCAGGGACGAAAAGGCGUGGAGAAAGGCUCCCUUUUGGCCUAAGGAAUUCGUGAAACAGCAGGUUGUAAUGGCGUCCGACUCUGACGACGAGGAAGAGUCGCGUGUGGGCCAAAUGCCUUCUUCGGACGAGUCAGAGUGA
This is a messenger RNA of Penicillium griseofulvum, 414 nucleotides long. Its product is annotated as putative eukaryotic translation initiation factor eIF1a-like protein. The coding region runs from base 1 to 414 and encodes 137 amino acids. Gene Ontology annotation, biological process: translational initiation. Gene Ontology annotation, cellular component: nucleus. The transcript has 2 exons. Gene Ontology annotation, molecular function: translation initiation factor activity; RNA binding. Lineage: Eukaryota; Fungi; Ascomycota; Eurotiomycetes; Eurotiales; Aspergillaceae. The record is from RefSeq and is a predicted model, not a curated record.